Mangifera indica (mango) is the source of this 1382-nucleotide messenger RNA. RefSeq names its product glutathione S-transferase TCHQD-like. Gene Ontology annotation, molecular function: glutathione transferase activity. The record is from RefSeq and is a predicted model, not a curated record. Bases 291 to 1103 code for a protein of 270 amino acids. Lineage: Eukaryota; Viridiplantae; Streptophyta; Magnoliopsida; Sapindales; Anacardiaceae. The transcript has 3 exons.
CAAAUGGGAAGCAUAAGUUCCUCUGCCAACAUUCAAUGUUCUCUUUCCCUUCUCCUCUCUACCUUAAAUUUUUCACUUUAAUUUUUUUGUGUUCCUGUUAAGUCCACAAAAAGUUAUUAAUCUUUUUCAGGCGCCCCUGCAUAUCACUAAAACGCUUUCCAGACUACAACUUUCCCGUCAUCUUCAUCUGGCUGCAGCUCUUGGUUAUUCUCUUUUAUUGCAGUUGAUACUUAAGCUCUCAAUUUUCUCUCUGUUGGAGUAACAUCCUGAGAGCCGAUGUUUAUUAAAUCAUGCAGCUGUAUCAUCAUCCAAUUUCUUUAGACAGCCAAAAAGUGAGACUUGCUUUAGAAGAGAAAGGCAUUGAUUACACAUCAUUCCAUGUUAACCCCAUAACUGGGAAGAACAUGGACUCUUCCUUCUUUAGGAUGAACCUGCAUGCUAAACUACCGGUUUUUAAGAAUGGUUCACAUAUCAUUUUUGACACUAUUGAGAUAAUCCAGUAUAUAGAGAGGAUAGCAGUCAUCUCUUCAGGUGCUGUCAGUGCUGAUGACCUGACCUCUAGUAGCAGAGAAGUGGUUGGGUGGCUGCAUAAGAUACAAGAUUGGGACCCCAAAUAUUUUACGCUUUCCCAUAUCCCUGAGAAAUAUCGCUGCUAUGUAUCCAAAUUCCUUAGGAGAGUUGUGAUUGCACGGAUGGCAGAAUCGCCCAAUCUUGCAACUGCAUACCAUUGGAAGCUAAAAGAAGCAUAUGAAACAGAAGACAAGCUGAAAAAUCCAGAUGUUGUGAAACGGAGCAAAGAGCAUCUCGUUAGACUUCUUGAUGAAGUGGAAACAAAGCUGAAUGAAACAUCAUAUUUAGCAGGCGAGGCGUUUACCAUGGCAGAUGUUAUGCUUAUUCCAGUAUUGGAGCGUUUGGUGCUCCUGGGUUUAGAAGAUGAGUACGUAAAUUGUCGGCCAAACAUAGCUGAGUACUGGAGUAUAGUGCAGCAUAGGCCUAGCUAUAAAAAGGUAGUUGGGAAGUAUUUCAGUGGCUGGAGGAAGUACAGAACAUUACUUAAAACAUGGUGGUAUGUUCGUAUCAGAAGUGCGCUAAAGAGAUAUUGAUGAAAACUGAUGAAUGUUUUGAGUUCUAUUCUGUAAAUUAGAAAUGUUGAGAAGCGAAAGAAAAAUCUUGGUAGGAAGUUUUAUUUGGAGUGGGUCUUCCAAAUUUGUCUCAUGUAAAGCCUAUCUUUUUGAGCAUGAUGCAUUAAUAGUUUGAUUCUGAGCUUUGUAAGUAAAUUUGGUCUUGUACUGAAGGUGUAACAGCAGGGCAGACUGGAAAACUAUUGGAUAAAUGUCCAUUUGCAGGAUAAUUACUAUACAGAAACAGUUCGAUUUCUUUCA